GAAGAAGGAUCAAAAAGCUAAAAAGAUUACGUCUAAGGUGUCAGAUUCACGCACUAAUGAAAUGCAGACUGAAGACGCUGAAGGUUCUCAUGAUGGUCUUUCUCUUUCUUAGGGAGAUCAAGUUUUUUUGGAAGUGAAGGGUGGUAGAAGAGUGGUCUCAAAGUCUGGUCUUAUGAAUCCCUCUAAAAAGAGGAAGAAGUCUUCCCCUACUCCCUUGAACACUAGCUCUUAUGAUGAUGCUCUCCUUCCUUGUGAAGAUUCCGCGUCUUCGUCUUUUAUGGGACUCUUGUCUGAUAUCUUCUCCAAUUCUUUAUCAGUCGUUGAUAAUCCCGCGUUGGGUCGUGUAUGCGACGCGGUGGUUAAAAUUUGUGAUGCUCCCGCUCUAAAUCAUGACUCUUUUCGUGGGGUUGCCUCUUCCUUGGAUCAUGGUCUUUAAUUUGCUCUUGGUGUCAUUGGUCGUCCAUAUGUCUUAUGCUAUUACCACUGAUCUUCAAAGAAAGAUUCAUUUUCUUGAGGCUGACAAUCUCAAGUUAAAAGGAAAUAUUUCUUCCAGUUCUGAACGUGCGAUAGAGCUUCUCAAUAGGAAUAAUCAGCUUAUUGAUGUGUAUUUUCGUUCUCCUCUUAGAUCUAACACUUUCGCGUUAUUUCCACCCUAUUUUAAUUGCUUGUGUCUGCAGAGAUCUACAACUUCACUGAUGAAGUAGUUAGUUAUCCUAUUGAGGAAUAAAUUCUUCUAGAGCACCUUAAUGCUUCCUUGAAUAACACUUCAGACGAUGGAUUAGACACUCUUAGUAUGGAGGAACUCAAGUCAAAAUAUGAGAUCCUCAAAUUUGAACAUAGGUCCAUGUUAUUUGUGAAUGACAAUUUUAAACGCUACCUCCUUAAAGACAAGGAGGAAAUUAGGAAUCUUGAGGCGAAAAAGAAUGCUCUUAUAACUGAAAAGGAUAAUGCAAUUCUUAAGGGUGCUCAUGCUUUUAAGGACUUUCAUGAGAUUAAACUCCAAGUUGAGAUGGAGAGAGAUCGAGCUAUAAGCGUAAAGAACGCCUUUGCUUCUCGUGAGAAUAUGAUUCGCUCUCGUCUGCUUAUUGAGAAUGAUGAUGAGUUUGAGUGGGCUGCUAGGGUUAUUGAUAAUGCUAGGACAGGUUUAUCCACAAAUGUUAGUUUAGAAUCUGAUCGUGCUGAAGUUGUAAAGGCUAUUAUUUCUAAGAAAGAAGAUAUUGAAAAGAAACAUCUUCAAGAAAUCAAUGAUUUGAAGUUGAAACUUUCUGCUAGAGACUCCAAAUACGGCAAGCUUAAAAAGAAGUUUAUUGUUUCCAUUUCCAAUAUGAAGAAGGAUUCGAUUCGUCUUCGAGACGAGCAUGUUAAGAAGAACGCGGAAGAGAUCUGUGCCGAAUAUCAAAUUCCUCUUUCAGAUUUCAAGCCUUCUGAUGUUGAACCUAAUGAAGAGGAUAUUGAAAUAUAUGAUAGUGAGGUGGUGCAUGAAGAGUAUGAGGAGACUGAUGAAGAAGAUAAUGGUUCGGGAUCUGGAGAAGAUUCAGAGUUUGAAGAGGAUUUGGGAGGUGAUUCUUCUAAAGGUGGUGGGAAUGACAAGAGUGGAAAGUAGCCGCGUCUUCUGAAGAUUAUUUUCAUCCUUGUCUAUUUCUUGUUUGUAAUGUUCAUAUGCCUUCCUUCUUCACCUUUAUAAUGAAUAUUCCCUAGAUUCG
Molecule: messenger RNA, 1703 nt
Organism: Papaver somniferum (opium poppy)
Lineage: Eukaryota; Viridiplantae; Streptophyta; Magnoliopsida; Ranunculales; Papaveraceae
Exons: 4
Coding region: 794-1603 (269 amino acids)
Source: RefSeq, a predicted model, not a curated record